UUAAGGAGCUAACAGUCUGCUUUUCUUUGUGUGAUCAGGAGGAGCGAAGGACCAGCAGCACCAUGAGAGCCGUCCCAAACUGUCUGCUGCUCCUGCUUUCUGUGGUCCUGCUGGCUGCUAAAAAUGAGGCUUUGAAGUGUUACACCUGCAUGGGCUCUAAUAAUGACGACUGCAACCGACAAGGCUCCAAGUCCUGCCCCAGCUACUCCGAUGCCUGCACUGUGGUGGUGGGCCAUGAUAGUGGCGUGAUGAAGUCAUGUUCAUACAAGUCCUUCUGCAGCCAAGCCAGCAGUCAGGGCUACAGAGCUCCGGGUGUCAAAGUUCACUGCUGCUACACUGAUGACUGCAACGUGAACAACUUCGCCUCCUGCUUACCUAGACUGAGCCAUUGGAUGCUUUUCCUCCUCCUCCUCCUGCUGCUGUUGCACUAAUCCCUCUUGAUCUCCACAAACCAAUCAAGCCAACUCACUCAUCACACAAAGGCCAACUUCAAUGCCAAAAGGACCUGCUUCCCUUUUACUUUCAAUACCCUAUUUAAACUCACAUUGUAAGGUGGAUGCUGCACAAAACAGAGUUUGGGGCCUUACUUGCAGGUUUGUGGCUUAUUGCAUCUGCAGUGCAGAAGAUGAUAUCCACUGGAUGCAUGUUUCAAAGGAUUUCACCUAAUCAGGGUAGACCAAAGCAGAUGUUCUGCUGAAGAUCUGGGGCCAGAUGUGGGUCUUAAGUCCAUCUGCAGUGGCUCUUUGUAGCUUUGAUGAGAAAUGACAUGGAAACCAGGAUUGAAUUCUCAAAGCAGAUUCAUCAUUUUGCUCUAAUAAUCUUUUGCCUAUUAGUUCAUCUAACUUCCAGGCGUUCUGCAUGACCUUUUCCUGAAAUUCACCACAUAAUGUUUUACUGUUUUAACCACAUUUAAACCAGAUGUUGAGCUGAACAAAAAAUGCUGUUUUGCACACAGAUGACAAAAGAACAUUAAGGUACUGUGAUGGCAACUGGAACCAGAAGCAAAGACUUUUCUUUUCCUGAGAACAAAGUCAAUCACAAAUAAAAAUCCAACAAGCUGGUGUUUUAGUUGGCUCUAAAUCAGAGAUGCUUCUAAGUGAGUUUCUUCUUUUCCCCCAAAUCUAUAGAGAUAAGUUAGUGUUUAAGUUGAUUUAAAGCAACACUAAAUUAUUUUCCU
This is a messenger RNA of Nothobranchius furzeri (turquoise killifish), 1177 nucleotides long. RefSeq names its product lymphocyte antigen 6 family member pge (gene ly6pge). NCBI's taxonomy places the organism in Eukaryota, Metazoa, Chordata, Actinopteri, Cyprinodontiformes, Nothobranchiidae. The record is from RefSeq and is a predicted model, not a curated record.